Jatropha curcas is the source of this 499-nucleotide messenger RNA. NCBI's taxonomy places the organism in Eukaryota, Viridiplantae, Streptophyta, Magnoliopsida, Malpighiales, Euphorbiaceae. The record is from RefSeq and is a predicted model, not a curated record.
CCAAAACGUUGCCUUCGUUUAGGUUAUUGUAUCAACCAUCUCACUUCGCUUCAAAAAUAUACUCUCUUAAUUUUCUCUCUAAAUCUCACCAAAUCAAAUGGCUUUAGCAAGGUGGGCAAUUCAAAUCUCAGUGGUGGUUCUUGGGCUGUUAGCUAUGGCGCAACAGUCCAUGCCACUGAGUUUGAGAAACCCCAUGCAUGAAAUUAAACAAAAACCCACUGGCAUGCAAACAUCUCCUGUGGGCGUUGUUUCUCUUACGAGUGCGGCUGAGUGUUUACUCAAUAAAUCUGGAGUCUUCACUGUUACCUCCACUCAGAAUAUUGCUGGAAAAAUCUUUCGCAUUUGGAAAAUUAACGGAACAGACGUUGUAUAUGCAGGGGCCGGGGAACUAAUGGUCAACGUGGGCACGACUGUGCAAAUCCUUGUGGAUAAAUUUAAUGUUAGAGGAAUUGUCCAUUUCGGCGGUGCAGCAUCGGUAAAUGAAUCUGUGCAUCGGUAA